AUGCGAGAGGCCAGCGCCUGGGAUUAUGUGAGUAGUUGGCAAUGGCAGAAUGCCGCCGCCGCCGGCCGCCACGAGCGGAGUCCCUACACGCCGCUGCUACGCCUGGAAGUGGAUGCGCAGGGGCUCGCUGGCCGGACUGGAAGAGAAAGCUGCUGGCCGCGGAGGGAGAGAUGGGCUGGCCGGAGUGGGAGAGAGCACUGUGGGUCAAGGAGCAGCGCGUGCACCUGGAAGAGGCGGCGCGGGAACGGAAGUGCUCCUGGAGGAGGCGUACGAGUACGAGGAGGAGCGCCGCAUGGGCGCACGCCGCCGCCCGGUCCCAGAGACCUCGCCGCCGCCGCCGCGUACGAGUACAAGGAGGAAGCUGCUUCUUUGUUGGGCCCAGUACGAGUACGAGAAGGAAGCUGCUUCUUUGUUGGGCCGAUCGGCUCAGUCCGCUCCGUCCAGCGGAGCUGUCUGGUGGGCUGCGCCAAUUCGGGCCCACGGAGAGGAGCCCCGCGCGCACUCGCCGACUCGCGGCGGAGACGUCAAGCUCUGGCGGGAGGAGGCGGCGGUGGCGAGAACCCUGGGCCCGCGCGGCGGCGUGCGCCCAUGCGGCGCUCCUCCCCGUACUCGUACGCCUUCUUCGAGCGCCUCCUCCAGGAGCACUUCCCAUUUCCGCGCCGCCUCUUCCAGGUGCACGCGCUGCUCCUCACCUCUGGCGUGCUGCUCCUUGACUCACAAUGCUCCGCGGCGGCCUUUCCUUACAACUGCCUCGCCCACGCGCACCGCCGCGUCCCCGCCGCCUCCUCUUCGCGCCCCCCGUCCGCCCCACUGCGCCUCUUCUGCGCUAUGCUCGCCCGCGGCGCGCGCCCCAACUGCCACUCCUUCCCGUCCCUCCUCAUGUCCGCCUCCGCGUCCGCCGCGGCGGCGCUCCACGCGCAGUGCCUCCGCCGCGGCCUCGCGGCUGACUGCUUCGUCGCCUGCUCGCUCGUCAGCGUCUAUGGCCGAACGGGACACCCGUCUUGCGACGCGCGCAAGGUGUUCGACGAGAUGGAGGGUCCCCCGGACCUGGCCUCCUGCAACGCACUGCUCGACGCGCUGUGCCACGCCGGGGACCUGGACGGUGCCGGGGACUUCUUUGAGCGGAUGGCGGUGAGGGACCCCGUGUCGUGGACGACGCUCGUGUCUGGGCUGUCGCGGGGCGGACGCCACCGGUGCGCUCUCGAGGUGUUCAGGGGAUUUUUGCUGGGUAACGUGGGACGACGGCUCGAGGAAGCAACGCUGGUCAGCGUUUUCUCGGCCUGUGCCAACGUUGACGGCGGUGAGGGUCUUGCCGCGGGCAUGGCUGUCCACGCAUACCUCAUCCGUCAUGAGAUUGAGCUCACUGCGUUCCUGGGCACAGCCCUGGUUGACAUGUAUGGGAAGCAUGGGAGGAUUGGCUUCUGUAAGAGUGCUUUUGCGGUCGUCUGCACGAAGGAGGUUUGCACGUGGAAUGCGCUGUUAUCAGCAUUGGCUAAUCACGGGAAGGAGACUGACGCGCUGGUGAAGUUCGACAUGAUGAGGGGUGAAGGCUUCUUGCCGGAUCAGAUAAGCUUUCUUGCUCUUCUGACGGCUUGUGCUCGUGCAGGAUUGGUGGAGGUUGGGUUAUACUGGUUCGACGCAAUGGUUGCUGAAUACAAGGUGGUACCGUUGAUGAUCCAUUAUGGAUGUGUUGUGGACCUCUUAGGCCGUGCUAGCCGUUUUGGAGAAGCCAUUCAGGUUAUAGAGAGGAUGCCCUUCGCGGCUGAUGCUUCUGUGUGGGGUGCUCUUCUUGGGGCUUGCAAGCUCCAUGGAAAUGUGGAGCUUGCAGUGGAGAUUGGGCAGAAACUAAUGUCUCUUGGCCCCCAGCAAUCCGGUCGGUAUGUGACUAUUAGGAAUGUCUAUUUAGAAGGCGGGAAUUGGCAUGCUGGCGCAAGAAUGGGAGAGGUGAUGCUGGAGGCUGGAAUCAAGAAAACAGUAGGGCAGAGCAGUGUGGUGCUUCAUGGCACUGACAUUCCUUCAUCACCGUUCACUGCAAAAUGUGCUGGUCAGGAAUGGAUGAACUUUUACGAUUCUUAACAGAUAAAUGGACCAUACUUCGUCGCCGAAGGUCCUGCAGAAAGAAACAGCUUCGGAUGAAGCUGCUCGUACGUGACGCCGAAGGCACCAUUUAUCAAGCUUCGGUAUUACAACAUAUCCGAAGAUGAAGGGUCGAACCGACUUAAAGAUAUAAUGAUCUUUUAGUCCAUAAGGGUCUGAGUCAUUGUUGUAAACUUUUAUGAGGGGCAUGAUUGUAAUUCCUCACAGGCUGUGUCCUGUGCCUAUAAAUAGUGAACAGUAUUCCUUUACUGUUCACGGAUUCCUGUAAUUGCAAACGCAUCACUCGGGAAUUAUUGUUUGUACCUAAACGUUAUAGUGAAACAUCUUAGAUUCAUGUAAUAAGAUAUGUAAAUGAUGUCAUUUAUUUCCAAUAUAUUUAUCUUUAAUGUUUCACGUUUUA
Molecule: messenger RNA, 2497 nt
Organism: Zea mays
Lineage: Eukaryota; Viridiplantae; Streptophyta; Magnoliopsida; Poales; Poaceae
Product: putative pentatricopeptide repeat-containing protein At1g10330
Exons: 2
Coding region: 1-2076 (691 amino acids)
Biological process (GO): RNA modification
Molecular function (GO): protein binding; RNA binding
Source: RefSeq, a predicted model, not a curated record